Molecule: messenger RNA, 2697 nt
Organism: Gekko japonicus
Lineage: Eukaryota; Metazoa; Chordata; Lepidosauria; Squamata; Gekkonidae
Product: casein kinase II subunit alpha
Exons: 12
Coding region: 1-1176 (391 amino acids)
Biological process (GO): protein phosphorylation
Cellular component (GO): cytosol; nucleus; protein kinase CK2 complex
Molecular function (GO): protein serine/threonine kinase activity; ATP binding
Source: RefSeq, a predicted model, not a curated record
AUGUCGGGACCGGUGCCAAGCAGGGCCAGAGUUUACACAGACGUAAAUACACACAGACCCCGCGAAUACUGGGAUUAUGAAUCACAUGUGGUUGAAUGGGGAAAUCAAGACGAUUACCAACUAGUCCGGAAACUGGGCCGAGGCAAAUACAGCGAAGUCUUCGAAGCCAUCAACAUCACGAAUAAUGAAAAAGUAGUUGUUAAAAUCUUGAAGCCUGUGAAAAAGAAGAAAAUCAAGCGUGAAAUCAAAAUCUUGGAGAACUUGCGAGGCGGUCCGAACAUCAUCACCCUGGCCGAUAUAGUGAAAGACCCGGUGUCUCGGACUCCGGCCUUGGUUUUUGAACACGUAAACAACACAGACUUCAAGCAAUUGUACCAAACGUUAACAGACUACGACAUUCGGUUCUACAUGUAUGAAAUUUUGAAGGCCCUGGACUACUGUCACAGUAUGGGGAUCAUGCACAGAGACGUUAAGCCCCACAACGUCAUGAUCGACCACGAGCACAGAAAGCUGCGGCUAAUAGACUGGGGCUUGGCAGAAUUCUACCAUCCUGGCCAAGAGUACAACGUUCGAGUCGCUUCCAGAUACUUCAAAGGCCCCGAGCUUCUUGUAGAUUAUCAAAUGUACGAUUACAGUCUGGACAUGUGGAGCUUGGGGUGCAUGCUCGCCAGCAUGAUCUUCCGGAAGGAGCCCUUUUUCCACGGCCACGACAAUUACGAUCAGUUGGUGAGAAUAGCGAAGGUGCUGGGGACGGAAGACCUGUACGACUACAUCGACAAAUACAACAUAGAACUUGACCCCCGUUUCAACGAUAUCUUGGGCAGGCACUCCCGCAAGCGAUGGGAGCGCUUCGUCCACAGCGAGAAUCAGCACUUGGUCAGCCCGGAGGCCCUGGAUUUCCUAGACAAAUUGCUGCGAUACGACCACCAGUCCCGGCUCACGGCAAGAGAAGCCAUGGAGCACCCUUACUUUUAUCCCAUAGUGAAGGACCAGGCUCGGAUGAGCUCCGCCAGUAUGCCAGGAAGCAGCACCCCCGUCAGCAGCGCCAGCAUGUUGUCAGGGAUUUCUUCAGUGCCAACGUCUUCACCUCUCGGGCCACUGGCGGGCUCGCCUGUGAUCUCUGCUGCCAACGCCCUGGGUAUGCCAGUUCCAGCAGCCGCAGGAGCUCAGCAGUAGAUGACCGCCACCCGUCUCCCGGACGCCCGACCAGAACCGGGUCGGGCCGGAGGACCCCGCUCCACCCCUUCCCCCGGACAGGAGCCUCUCACGCCCAGUGCUGGGGGGGAGGGGGGGAAGGGUGGGGAUAUGGAAUGCUUUGGAGGAACGAUGUCUGAACAGUUGCUUGUGGAUUUAUAGUAGUUCAGUCAUAAAAAAAACGAUUAUAGGCCCUUUUUUUUUUUCCUUUUUCUUUUUACUUGAACUUUUUCGAAACUCAGGGGAGUCCCUGAGAGAACCCACGGAGGGGAGUGCUUUGUGGACGAUUCUUCCUCAUUCUGCUCACCGCGUCCCGUUCCACCUGAGAUGAAGCAGCGGGGCCCUUCCCUCCCCAAUCUCCAGGCUUUCUUCUUGCCGACUCGGGGCUCUUGCCCACUGGGGAGGGGAGGGGGAAGAAGAAGUCAUUGUGCUCCUUUUCCUCUGCUGGGGGCUGCCAAAUACAGGCAGCCAGGUUGGAAGGUUAGAAUUCUAUGAUUCUAUAAGGGGGUGGGGGAGUCCUGAAGUACUCAUCAGUUCUAAUGCCUUUACAUUCUGCAUUGUAAUGUAGCCAAAUGGGUGCAUUGGGAGGAAAUGUCACUCGCAGAGACGGUUUCCCCGGGAAAGAGCAGACAGGCCCUGCCCGUUGGGGAUUUCUUGCUGAGAAAAUCCGGAUCUCUUCCCGCGGGCCACUUGGCUCGCCGAUUCAUCCUCUUCUCCCCCUGCAUGUGGUGUCAAUCCAAAGUCUCCAGGUUCCUAACGCAUUUAGAGGGAAGGCCAACGACUACCUCCACGGAAGGUGUUCCGGCGUAGGGGAAGGCGAUAGAUUCCAGUAAGCGGCUCCCAGCCCCCUGCCAUCAAGAGGCCUCCAGUUUCCCUUGGCUAGGGAUUCUGGAAAGGAACGCAUCACUAAAAAGAAAUUUAAGCUCCUGGCUAUGUGUCUCCACCCAAACUGGACCCUCCCCCCAAACUGAUCUGGGGGCCCCGGCCGCCCACCCUCCUCCACGUGCCAUGUGAUCAGAGAUACCCUCGUGUGCGAGAUCUUUUUUUUUAAAAGCACGAUUCACCGUCUUGUAAAUAGACAUGGAAGAAAAGAAGCGAGCAGCCUGUGACUCUUUGGGGGGGGACGGGACCGUAGAGCUGCCGGAGAGACUUAACUGUGGAGAACAUCUGCUUUACCCCACGUGUAUAUAGUCAAUCUUGUCCUUCCUCUGCCGAACGACCCAACGUUGGAGUUCCUUGCUGUGUAAAUAAACUGUUUCCUUUUUUUUUUAAUUUAUGAAGGGGUUAGGUUUAAGUUGAUUGUGCCAAGGGUCUCGCGCCGAGCCGGCGUCGCAUUCCGUUUCCCCCCGCUUUGCAGCCCUCGAACCGCAAACAGAGGUUUGGGGAGCUCAGACUGCGGUCUCUUCGUGGUGCACCUUGUUCAGGUGGGUUGUAGUCAGUAAUGGGGGCGAAGAAGCCGUUUUUUACAGGGAGGAGCUCACGAGAGAAGCAAGAAAAGAAAAG